Molecule: messenger RNA, 4560 nt
Organism: Stylonychia lemnae
Lineage: Eukaryota; Ciliophora; Spirotrichea; Sporadotrichida; Oxytrichidae
Source: the annotation of a GenBank genome assembly
AUGCAGCAGCAGUUAUUGCAGCCAAUUUCUUAAAAUUCUUAGAUAAUUGGAACGGGCUAAAGUUUGCUUAUUCAGCCUUCACCAACCUAGAAGAGGAUUGGGGUAAGCAAACCAAAUUUGAUGUUUAUGGAAAAAUCCAUCAAGUUGCCAACUGAGUAUCAGCCUAAUGAUAGUACUUAACUUCUAUCACCAUUCUAAAUGAUGGAUAAAGGAAUCACUUUGAACAUGGAAGAGGAGCAAAGAAUGUUCCAGCGAUUCCUUAAGACCUUCAGUAAUAGAAAUUGGAAUGACUUUGCAAACAAAAUUUUGGAAAAUGAUAAAAAUUUAGUCGUAAGUAUAAAUAAUAUUAUCAUCAUUUAGAGAGAAAUGAAAUCCUAAGUCCAGUCUACUAAGAGCAUGACAAAGACUUUAUCUAGGAAUAGCUUAUUAUCUUAGGGAGGAGGAGGUGGUGGAGGGACUCAACAAAAGUAGAGUAAGCACCCACAAACACAGCAAUAAUCUAAUCUCAAUCAUUAUUUAACUCAGUUUAACACCUUCAAAAGUCACUAAUGGUCAAAGUUAAAUCUGGAGUUAAAUCAGAGUAGAGCACAGACGACUAUUCAAAAGAUGGUUGAUGCUACCACUGCCAAACAAGAAAUGAAGGAAUGGCAGGAUAAAAUGAAAGAGUAAGAGACAAUGAUGGAGUAUUACAAGUAGUCUCAGCAGUAGAUAAAAGAUAAUAAUAUGGACUAUACACCAAUGAAUGAGUACUCAGUUUAGAGCCAGACUGACUAAAUGAGAUCCAUGAGUCAGUAAAACAACAGUUAGUUUAGAAAACGAAAAUUUUCAGAUAGUCUUUAAGAAUAAAUCAAUAGAGACUCAGUUGUGACCGCUGAUUAAAACUAGCAUGCCAUAGAACACCAAUUAAAGUAUAAGAAAUAUCUGAAAAAUACAGAGAUAAACUAGCUGACUAACUCAUUAAACUAGUUGAGCAUGCUUUAGUCUAUGAAAUCUGUGAAGAUUCUUAAGAAAUUUGAAUAUCCUUCCACCAUAGAAGCUAUAGUAAAAUAUAUUAAAGAGAAGGAUUUGGAUCUCUAUGAAUAGAUUAGGCAAACUAAGAAUUUAAUAAGCCUAAGAUUUGAUAAUUACUAAGAUGAUUAAUAAAAUUAAACUAUAGAUCAGAGGAGAAGUAAAACUAAUUCACCAGAGAAAAAAGUAAUAAAAGGUGAAGGGAAAGAAUAGAAAUUUAAAAGGAAAUUCACAAUGAAUGAAAGAGAAUAAUUAAAUGUACUUAAAAAAUGUCAUGUUAAACCAGAGGACCCUAAAUACUUAUCAACUGAGGUUAGCGAGAGAGGAGAAUUAGUCUAGAAAGUCCUAGCAUUGUUUUUCGAUAUGUUCAGAUCCUACGAUAUGUCCUUUGACAAAAUCAUCGAGUAAGAGUUGAAUCUAUACAAAGACGGUAUUAAGAAGCAAGCAGCAAUUAAAGAUGCAAACUUGAAACAGAAAGAAAAAGAACUAGACAAAGCUAUUAAGAGAGCAUAGGAGAUAGAAUACAUUCUAUAAGAUAAUAACAAUCACGUUUAAGCACUUAUAGCUUAGCGAAAAGCACAAGAGAUCAGAUUUAAGGUGACUCGCAACUUGAUAGACAAUUUGAUCUUCAGCUAUAAGUAAAAGAUCUAGAAGAUUUAUGCCAGGAAUAGAGAUCAAAGACUAAUGGCGAGAGACUUUAUAUUUGAGUUAAAGGAACUUAAGAGAUUCAGUGAAAAAGAUGAUAGGGAUUUUGACAGCGAUUUUGAUAAAGAAGAGGAGGAUAAAGUAUUUUAGAAUUUAAAGAAGAAGGUUAAUAAGUGCACCUAAACAAUUCAACUAUUCAGGGUGAGAUCAUAAAAGGAUAUUGAUGAGAAUAAGCAAGCAUCACAGGAGGGUUAAAGUGAAGAUAAUCCACAAGAGGAGUUAUAGAAAUAAUAAGUAAAAGGGAAGAGAAAAAGAAAGCCAAGAAAGAAAAGAGUAAAGAAGUUGAUAACUCUAGGUACUUAAAUUCUAGAGGAAGGAGAAGCAGAAUAAAUAGUGGAUAUAGGCCUAGAUAUUAAUGUAGACCUGGAGGGAGAUGAAGAUGAUGAAAAUUAAUCUGAUAAUUCUGAAGGAGAGCAAGAGUAGAAUAGUGAAGAUGAGUAAAAUUAAGAAGCGGAAGAAGAAAUAAAAGAACCUGUAAAGCAAGAAAUUAAUCUAUCAAACAUAGAUUCAGAAGGUAAUGAUAUUGACGAGAAAUCAGAAUAGGAACUAAAUGAAACUGAGUAGAUGCAAAUGCAAAAGGAAAAUUAAUAUUUCAGGAUCCUCGAAGAAUUUGAACCUUAAUAGAUACUAGAUAUAAUUGCAUUCUAUAACUAUUAAACUGGCAAGGACUUGCUUGAUAAAGAGCUGCAAACAGAUUUCGAGACUAACAGCGAAUCAUUAAUAAAUUAGAUAAAUACUGACUCCAAAAAUCUUACCGUCAAUACUAAAGGAAAGAAAUUUCACACUUUGAAAACACCUAUAGUUGGAAAGAACAGGCAAGGUUUAGGAAAAGGAAUGACUGUAGAUACAAAUAUUAUUGAUGACUAAAUGAGUAAAAAUGAUUUGUCAAUGGAAUCAGAAAACAACAUGAAUAUAGGGUUUGCAUAAAUGAGUCACGGGACGAACCAAUAAAGCUCUAACUCUGGAGAGAGUCCAAAGAGAGGUAUCUAGCACUCUAUGACAGGAAUAUCUUUGGAUGAGGCAUUUGAAGAUAUCUAGAAUUUAGACCUCAACGAUCUAGAUACCAUGCUAGCUUCUGACAAGAAUUACAAGAAAAAGAGUAUGCAAUUUCUAUCUGGUUUGAUAGGCUAGCUUAAGAAAACUAAAACGUUUAAAAAUAUGGUAGAAAAAACAGCCAAGGAUUUAAAAAGAGAGGAGGAUAAGAAAGAUUUGAUAAAGCAGGAGAAAUGGAUGAAUCGCAGAAAUGGCCAGAUCAUACCUGGGGGAUCUCCAAGCAAUCGCUCUUCAAAUUUGAGUCCUUUGUACAAAGAUAAAAAUUAAUCAUUUGGAAAUUCUCUCGCAGUCUAGAAUCAUCCUUAAAGCACAAAAGUGUCUCCAAUGAAUAGCAAAAAUUAAAGACUAAUGGCCAACUAAAAUAAUAAUAGCAACAAUAACCAAGGAAAUAAUAAUGGCAAUGUCAUCAUAGAAGAAGGAUCCUCUUAGUCCUCUGACUCUGACAGGGGCAUUAGUAAAAAUAAGAAAAAUGCUCAAAGAUCAAAUUAAAAACAGAAACCUACCACUAAUCAAAGUACUACUAAUUCGAGAUUUAAUGUGAAUAAAAAGAAGAUAGUCCCUACUAAGCCUUAACAACAACAGACUAUUUCCAAUGAUAAGGGUAUUUAGGUUGGCACUUAUGUUGUAAGUGAAGCGUAACAGCCAAAUUAGCAUAUGAAAAACUAUUCAAUAGACAGCAUGUAGGAUCCUCAAUAAAUUCCACCUCCAUUUGUAAAUAUCUAAAUCAAUCCCUAUGAUGACCCUAACUCUCCUGCUAAUAAACCUACAACUGUAGUGGGUAAAUUGGGCUUUAUCCUAAGGCAGAAAAUUGAAACUUAGCUUAUGAUUUAAAACCCUCAGCUUUAUCAGUAAAGGUUAUAGUCAUAAAUGACUAUGAGUACUCAAUAAAAUGGAACUAUUCCGAUGCCUUUCAAUCUAGGCUAAAGUCGUGCAAGAAAGCCAUUAGCAACACAUCCAAUGUCUAAAUUCUUACCGACCUUUAUUGAAAAGUUUUCAUGCAACGAUAAGAAGUUCUUAAAUGUGAAUUAGAUAUCAAUCAAACAGCUUCUCAAGUUCAUUCAAAGCUUUUACCAAGAUAAGUACAACACAGCUAGAGAGUCUUUAAUAGUUAAGCAUUAAGCAAUGAGUGACUUUGUCUAUGAUCAGCUCUAUAAUAAGUAUGGAAUCGCUAAUAUCACAGAGAAGAAGUUGAAAGAGAUAUUCUUAACAAUUAAGUUUAAUCAAUAAAAGAAUUAUACAGUCGAAUUCUUUGGAAAGUUCUUGGGGCUAGAUUCUCAAUAUUUCUCAAAUGAUGAUCUUUCAUUUUUCUACAGAAUGAACAGACUUAUGGUUUUUGGCUAUUUCCAGAAGAAAGUCAUGCUUAAGACCUUUCCAAAGAUCUAGGAGGAGUUAUAAAUUAAGGUGAAAUAAUUUGCUAAAUUACCAGCUCCAGGCACUAAUGGACCAGUACUCGUAACUUCUGAGAAAUACUUUGGAGUUUUGAUAGAGGUUUAUAGAAAUAUCAAGUAAAAAAUAUUCGAAAAUAUCAAAGAAAGAAACAAUGGAAUAAUCACUGAGGAUGAUGUGUAUCCAGCAUGCUUCUAAGAGAGAUUACUCGACUUUGAUGAGUUUAACAGAUUACUGAUAGCACUAAAUGGUAAGAAGCAAGACGCAGCUGGAUUUAUUGAGGUGAUCCCCAUAUUGUUUGAAAGAGGCAGAUUGUAUAAUCAAUAGAAUCUUAAGGAGGAGGAAAAGAGGAUUUAAUUAGAAAAUGUGAUAUCUAUUGUUUUCAAGCAUGAUUUAGUACUGAUUUGA